Brassica rapa (field mustard) is the source of this 1467-nucleotide messenger RNA. RefSeq names its product expansin-A15. The record is from RefSeq and is a predicted model, not a curated record. NCBI's taxonomy places the organism in Eukaryota, Viridiplantae, Streptophyta, Magnoliopsida, Brassicales, Brassicaceae. Gene Ontology annotation, cellular component: extracellular region. Gene Ontology annotation, biological process: plant-type cell wall organization.
GAAGAAAGUCACGGUCAAUAAGGUUAAAUUAUUACCGGUAAAAAAAGUUGAGAAGGUAAUUAAAGCAGUGCAUGAAGGGUCAAACAUUCUAUAAAUUAAACUCCAACCAUCAACCUUCUUCUUCACUCCCAUCAAAGCAGCUAUCUCUCUCCUUCACAUUCCAUUUUCUCACUUCUCCAAAAAGCUCUGCAUUUUCUCUAACAGAAUGUUCAUGAGAAUAAUGGGUCUUUUGGGGGUUUUCCUGUUGGGUUUUGCUGCAAUGGCAUCCUCUGUUCAUGGAUACGAUGCUGGGUGGGUCAACGCACAUGCAACUUUCUAUGGUGGGAGUGAUGCUUCAGGAACAAUGGGUGGAGCGUGUGGGUACGGUAAUCUUUACAGCCAAGGAUACGGGACCAACACUGCAGCAUUAAGUACCGCACUGUUCAACAACGGUCUUAGCUGCGGCGCGUGUUUCGAGAUCCGGUGCCAGAGCGACGGCGCGUGGUGUUUACCUGGUGCUAUUGUGGUCACAGCCACCAACUUCUGUCCUCCCAACAACGCUCUGCCUAAUACCGCAGGUGGUUGGUGUAACCCUCCACUACACCACUUUGAUCUCUCUCAGCCUAUCUUCCAACGCAUUGCUCAAUACAAAGCUGGUGUUGUCCCUGUUUCUUACCGAAGGGUUCCGUGUAAGAGAAGGGGAGGCAUAAGAUUCACAAUCAACGGUCACUCUUACUUUAACCUUGUCUUGGUUACCAAUGUUGGUGGCGCCGGGGAUGUUCACUCUGUUGCGGUUAAAGGUUCAAGAACAAGGUGGCAGCAAAUGUCAAGGAACUGGGGGCAAAACUGGCAAAGCAACAAUCUUUUGAAUGGUCAGGCUUUGUCCUUCAAGGUUACUGCUAGUGAUGGUCGAAUCGUUGUCUCUAACAACGUUGCUCCUGCUAGUUGGUCCUUCGGACAAACCUUCACCGGCCGUCAGUUCCGUUGAAGUUGUGUCAACUUCGGUUUAUAUAGUUUAGGGUUUGUGGUAGUGUGGAGGAGAGAGAGAGAGAGAGAAAAGAGGGUUUAUGGCUUUUUAGGGUUUUAAUUUGAGAGCCAAUAAACUUUUUUCAACUCUGAGGGUAAAAUGGAGAAAAUGGCUUAUUUUAAGGGCCCUUUUAGUCAUUUUAAGGGUUAGGGUUUAUAGUAAGUGAGUAUCUUGUAGAGUGGUGUGCAUCUUUUAGCACAGGGACCUCUAUGUUUCACCAAUGGUUUCCUUUGUUUUAUCACUUUUUAUUGUCUUUUUUUUCAAGCUUCUGUCUUUUGGUUUAAACCGGUUAAAAAGCAGAAGCGGGGUAGGGCAGAGAUGGUAAUUCACCACCCGCCAUGUGUUUUCUUUCUUUCUUUUGAGUCGUUUUUUAUGUUAUGAAAUUGUAAUGAAAAUGCUGUGUAUAUCAGCUUGAUAACUGUUUUCUUAAUUGAGUAUGAACUUUCAUGUGUUUCGUUUGA